Pyricularia grisea is the source of this 330-nucleotide messenger RNA. RefSeq lists its product as uncharacterized. NCBI's taxonomy places the organism in Eukaryota, Fungi, Ascomycota, Sordariomycetes, Magnaporthales, Pyriculariaceae. Gene Ontology annotation, molecular function: protein-disulfide reductase activity. The transcript has 2 exons. The coding region runs from base 1 to 330 and encodes 109 amino acids. The record is from RefSeq and is a predicted model, not a curated record.
AUGAACGACAGGGUACGCCAGGUUAGCAGCAAAGAGGACUUUGAUCAAGUCAUAGGAAGUGGGAGUGAGGUUGUAGUGUUUUUCACUGCUGCAUGGUGCGGGCCUGGCAGAUUUAUGGAGCCGAUUUUCCAACGCCUCUCCAAUGAGUACACCAAGCUGGAAUUCGUCCAUGCCGACAUUGACCAGCUAAACGAGGUUGAGGUUGUGAAAUCCGUGAGAUCGGUACCCACUUUCGCCUUCUUCAAGCACGACAAAGAACUUCAGAGGUUCAGUGGAGCCAGUGAAGCCAAGCUCCGAGAAAUGAUCCAGUCGCUGCAAGGCAGCGCAUAG